AUAAACAAACACACGCAGUGGAGUCGGUAGUGUCUGUGGGGCUGUGCAGCAGCACUGGCUGACUUUCAGGGAAGCUGACCUUCUCGACCGGCACCGAGAAAUCAGACCGGCUGAAAAAACCCGAACACGAAGAGCGGAUUGUCUCCCACUCUCCCUCCCUCCUCCCUUCCCUCGGAGUCGGCUUAUGUGACACAUUCACGUCCCGGCGGAGAAACGAGAGAAAUAUGACGGAGCUGAGGAAGCGAGGCGGAGGCGGAGCAGACCCUGACAGCGCCGAUAAUAUCAGCGACAAGGAGGCUGAUGGCGAUGACAGGUUGGGGCUGGCAGGUGACGCAGAGGGAGAAUGUGAUGGCGACUCCAAAGCAGACACUCCAGAUUAUCCUCUCUCCACAGCAGACACAGACAACACUCCAGAAUGCCUCAACAAAGCUCUGGAGGGGCUGCCGCCCAGAUGGAAGAACUACUGGAUACGAGGAGUUCUGUCUUUAGCCAUGAUUUCUGGCUUCUUCCUCAUUAUAUAUAUGGGACCUAUUGCUCUAAUACUUGUGGUAAGUUGUAUUGAGCAUGAAUGUAGAGGAAAACUAAUUCCCUUUGUUUUCUGCCUCAGGUACUUUCUGAUUUGUGUCAACUACUUCUUCUAUGGAGAAACUGUUGCAGAUUACUUUGGGGCUCUGGUGCAGAGGGAGGAACCUCUGCAGUUCCUGGCUCGAUAUCACCGCUUCAUCUCCUUCGCGUUGUACCUCGCAGGUUUCUGCAUGUUUGUGCUGAGUUUAGUGAAGAAACAUUACCGCCUGCAGUUUUAUAUGUUUGCUUGGACCCAUGUGACCCUGUUGAUUGUGGUAACUCAGUCCCACCUUGUCAUUCAGAACCUGUUUGAAGGAAUGAUCUGGUUCAUCGUCCCCAUCUCCAUAGUGAUCUGCAAUGACAUCAUGGCCUACCUGUUUGGGUUCUUCUUUGGGAGGACUCCGCUCAUUAAGCUCUCACCCAAGAAGACCUGGGAGGGUUUCAUCGGAGGGUUUUUCGCCACUGUCUUCUUUGGCUUCAUUCUGGCCUACCUCCUCUCUCAGUUCCAGUGCUUUGUGUGUCCCGUGGGCUUCAACAGUGAGUCAAACAGCUUCACAGUUGAAUGUGAGCCGUCUGACAUCUUUGUGAUGCAGGAGUACACACUUCCCACUGUGCUACAAAACACACUGAGCUGGAAAACUGUCAACCUGUAUCCCUUCGCGAUCCACAGCAUCUUCCUCUCGUCUUUUGGAUCUCUCAUCGGACCGUUUGGCGGCUUCUUUGCCAGCGGCUUCAAGCGAGCUUUUAAAAUCAAAGACUUUGCCAAUACCAUCCCCGGCCACGGAGGCAUCAUGGACCGCUUCGACUGCCAGUACCUGAUGGCCACCUUCACACACGUCUAUAUUGCCAGCUUUGUCAGAGGUCCGAACCCCAGCAAAGUGCUGCAGCAACUGCUGCUGCUCCAGCCUGAGCAGCAGCUCGGCAUCUUCCACACUCUGCAGUCCCACCUGAGAGACAAGGGCAUCCUCCCACCUGCUGCUGUCCAGGCCGAGUGAUGCGGCACCACCUCCACAGGGCGAUGACCUGGGAGCGUGCGAGACGGUUUUCAGAGUUGGCGUAAGCAUGUACACGCAGGCACGCAUGCAGAACAGCCGUAUGGUAUGUGUGUGAUUUCUGGCAUAUAUCGGAGCAUCCAUCGUCAUCCUGUCGGCUCUUCGUUCAACUUCCAAUCAGCUCAAGAUCACAACUUUGAACCUGAGGUGACUACAAGGAACAAUCUAGUAGGAAAGAAACUAAAAACAAAAAGGAAAAAAAAAGGUGGCUGCGUUGCUUUUCACUUGGACCGGCAUCAGCUGCAGCACACUUCACGAGUGAACGGGCCGCCGUCAUCCUUAAAACACACACUGAAGAAAAAGAUGUACUCGCUCAACAACAGUGACUGUAAAGCACGCAGCUUUCUCAGUGGAGGGUCGACGUGCAGAUUCGCUGUGGACGGCAAAUAUUGCACUAAAUUUAGAUUUUAAAAAUGGAUUUAAGAAGCUUUUACCAGCAUAAACUGGGCCCAAAGUGUUGAGCACGUGGACCUGAGUUACAACAAACUGGGUGUGGGUGAAGUAGUGAUGCAGCAGGGUUGUCAAACAUACUGCUAAAUGAAGCCAUGCUUAUUCUCCACUUCCACAACAUUUAGCUUUUAGGUUUCUGACUACAUCUAAGAUAACUCGCACAAUAAUAGUCAAAUGACUGUAGGCAUGUUAACAGCAUCAGCUGCACACUCAGCACUCGAAUAAUGUUGUACAUAAAUCUACUGAAACUAUUUAGCAAUCAAUGCAUAUAAUAUAUUACUACUUUAUGUGACCUGCUGCAGAAAAAGACUUUUAAGCUAUGAGAAGUGAUAUGCAAAAAAAAAAAAAGAGAUGUAGCUUUGAUUUAGAUUUGUAGCUUUUAGCAUGAAGAAAUUAGAUUUUUAACAGGUAGCAAUGUAGAGGUGUUUGGGUGAUUAAAAAAAAAAAGAUAAUUUAAAGGAAUAGGUUGAAUAGUGGUUUUUGGGAAAUGUAAUCAGUGGUUUUCUGUCUUUGAGCUGAUAAAAAGAUCAGUAGCACUGUCCUCUCUGUAUCUAUAAGCACAGCAAUACAGUAGAAAAUAUAGAAAAUAUUAUAAAGAUCAGUAGAAAUUUUUUUAAAAAGUCACAAAUGUGGAGCAGCAGAACAUAGUUUUAUAAUGUCAUUACUAUACCUAUUAUAUAGCACCAAAUCAUAACAGCAGUCGCCUCAAGGCGCUUUAUAUUGUAAGGUAAAGACUCUACAAUAAUACAGAGAAACCCCAACAAUCAGAUUUUAACCAGUGGAUGAAAAAUCACACAUAAACGUCACAUGAGUGGGCAGGAACAGUUUCAAACAGACUCGUAUGCAAGUGUAAAAGUUAUUGUACUAAUUUCUCUCCUUUACAGCUCAACUCAUUUCCCUUUUUCCGGGUUUUUCCUGGUUUGUUAUGGGCCGUUUGGAGGUGAGAAUACCUGCAAAUGCAUAGCUUACUUAAUACAAGUCUGUGCAUUUUCCCAUAAGAAAGAGGAAGUAUGUUUAUAUUGAAGUCCCUGCAGCUUCAUUUUCAAAUUCUUCUGCCUAUUUGGAAUCUAGAGUCAGUCUAGCCACUGGUUUAUUCGUCGUUUGUCUAUUUCGACGUUUAACUUGAGCAGUUUUGGAUUUGACUUUAAAAAUGUAACCAGAGGCGGCGCCUGACUCGGUCCAGAUUUGAAUCCACGAUGUAACUGAAAUAGUGUUUUAUUGUUCUAGAGAUUGGACAAAAUUGCAAAUUUUAUAUCCCAACAACACAAAUGCAUAAUAAUUAAUAAAAGAAACAGAAAAAAUUGUGAUGUUCAAGAAAAUUCCAGAAAUUAGUCCCAAUCCCCACCCUGAUAUCCUUCUGGAUCCACAGACACAUUCGUCCAUGGCAGUGAGGUCAUUUCCAUCCUCACAAAAAUCCUACUGUACAGAUUAGAUUACACAGGGAACAACUUUAAGUUGGUGGAAAACUGCAACAGCCUGCAAAGCUGCCCUCUGGUCUCUGUAUUGGGGAAAAAUCCUUACUCUGCAGGGUUGCUAAUUAGCAAGUCAGUGACAGAGAGUUUGAAGGACGCGUGUUGAUCUGUGAGCUUUAGAGGAAUGACUCGCUGCUCACACAGGACUGAAUCUUCACGUCAGACUCUUGGAAAGAAAACGAAUGAGCACAUUUCCCGAAAUGUGAAACUGUUUCCUUCAACCAGUGAUUUUAGUUGCACUGUGGGGGUGGUGGUGGUGUUUGAGGGGGAGGUUUCCAUCAGAUCGUUUUUGGAUGCUUUAGGGUGUUUUUGCACAUCAAAUCAAUGUUUUCUAAGUUUGAAUGUAGAUUGCAAUACAAAAUGUUAUCAAUGAUAACAUGAGAUUAAAUAUAGAGCCUAUAUACUGUACGAUGGAGUGUAUGUACAGUAUAUAAAACACUUCUUUAGGUGUACAAAGAACUCUGGGAGGUGGUUUUAUUAGCUAUAAGUGCAAGUUGUAGUUUGAUUCUUUAGAGUAUGGAUCGGAUAAUUUUAAUGUCAGAGGAAAUGUGAUGAUUCGUAUUUAUGUUUUUCACGUGUUACGUUUGCAAAGAGAUUCUCUGUUUGUAUGCAGAUCCUUUCACAGAGACGUUUACCAAAGCACUGUUUGAUCAACACUGAUUUUCUUCUGUUAGUGAAAAAGCUCAAAGAGUCAGAUCUCUCCUGUCCCGACUUUCCCUGCUCAUCCCGAAACACUCAAACCUGGAAGGUGAGAGUUUGGAAUUGAGUUGGAGCGCUGACAUCUGGAUCUGUGUUGUGUUCACACGCUUCAGUCGUUGGUCAACGAGGAUAUUUUAAUUUAUUCGUCCGGUUUGUUCUGUUCGUUUUUUCAUCGUAGAUUCCAAGAUGUGAACGAGAGGUUCAGGUUGAAUUUUUGGGACCAGCUGUAUCGUACUGUGUAAAUCUUUUAACUACCGCUUUACGCGCUUUUCUUUACGCACCCCUCACGCGUCCAGCAUUCGUAGAAGCAGCGAAGGACGCAGACGUCUGGACCGGCGUGUCAACACUAAAGAGAUCCGACCAAAAGUGGAGCAGGAAUUGACUCAGAAUUAUCUGUGGAUUUAUAUGGAGCCUGGAGUGUGCCAGUGGAAUAAUGUGACUCGUAAAUUAAUUCAAAAUGUGGAUAUAAAUUAGCUGCUGUCCCAGGUAAUGACUCUGCGUAUUGUCUGGAAGGAUAAUGAGCGAACUUUAGAAGUGCCUUUUAUUUAAAAUAGAUAUACUUUGUUAAAUACUAUAGUACUGAUUCCUCCAGUCUCUUAAAUUCAGCUCCCAUAAUGAUCAUAAUCAACACCAUCGGUCAGUCUGAGGGUGUGGAUUCAUUUCCCGGUGGGUGUUGGAGUGUUUGCUGUUCUUCUACCGAUCGAAUAUUUAUUUUUAGUCCUACCCACGUUUAUUGCACACUACCAGUUUAACCUUUUUUCUCUUUAAGCCGCACAGUUCAGGUUGUAAUCUGGAAAGUAUGGAGCGAAUGAGCAGCAGGUGGGACUCAAGUCUUUGUUACCUGGCCAGGUGAGCUAUAGCUGUGGCUAUCUAAUGAAUCUUUAAUUGAUAUACUUAAGAUGUAUAUUAUUUCACUGGGACACUUGAGACUCCAUAUUUACAGCUGUAGUUCCACGACACACGUGCAUACUAAUUUAUACUUUCCUACCACGUUGCACACAAAGGUAGAAAAGAGAACAGGUAGCUGUCAGGUGACGAUGCAGACUUUCAGUUGUUGUGUUUUUAAUUUAUCAUUUUGUGUACGUUUGGUUUGAUUUGAGCAGAAAUGUUUUCUAAUGAGAUGGAUAAGGAAAAUGUGUAUCUACUGAGGAAUAAUGCUGUUUAAUAUUAGGGGCAAUACAAAGUACGGUAAAUAAACACACUGAUAUCUUAA
Molecule: messenger RNA, 5450 nt
Organism: Neolamprologus brichardi
Lineage: Eukaryota; Metazoa; Chordata; Actinopteri; Cichliformes; Cichlidae
Source: RefSeq, a predicted model, not a curated record